Beta vulgaris subsp. vulgaris (sugar beet) is the source of this 2181-nucleotide messenger RNA. RefSeq lists its product as uncharacterized. The transcript has 3 exons. The record is from RefSeq and is a predicted model, not a curated record. Bases 64 to 1977 code for a protein of 637 amino acids. Gene Ontology annotation, molecular function: oxidoreductase activity. NCBI's taxonomy places the organism in Eukaryota, Viridiplantae, Streptophyta, Magnoliopsida, Caryophyllales, Amaranthaceae.
CAUUUUCGGCAAGUAACCUCUUGAAAAAUCCCCAAAAAACGUUAAACUUCAACUUUUAACACAAUGCAAUGUUCCUACUUCCCCAGAUUAUCUCUCUCUCUCCACCAUCGUCAUCACCAUUUCCCCUUGUUCAUCUUCCCUUCAAUCUCCAAACCAAAAUCUAACUCCAAAAAUCUCAACUUAAUCAUGUCACUUUCUUCUUCUUCUUUUUCUUCAAUAACAGAGGAAGAACUCAAAGAACAACAAAAAACCCACCUUUUACAAUCCUUAAAAUACCACCAACAAACAAAACAUCAUUUCACUAACUAUGCUAGAGGUCCUGGUCGUUUAGAUUGGGCAAAUCAACCUAACCCAUUUCGCAGGUACAAUUUUGCUCCUUUAAUCUCUUUGCAACAUUUUCCAAUUGAAGAACAAAAUUUAGUUUCAGGUGAAAUUUUAUACUCCUCUGUUUUUCAAUCUUUAUCUCCUCCAAAACCCAUUUCUUUUUCAUCAAUUUCUCAGCUUUUUUAUGAUUCUUUAGCUUUAUCUGCUUGGAAAACUACUGGGUUUUCAACUUGGUCUCUUAGGGUGAACCCUAGUAGUGGGAAUUUACACCCUACUGAGGCUUAUCUCAUUGCUCCUGUAAUUGGGUCGUUGUCGAAUUCGGGUUUUGUUGCACAUUAUGCACCUAAAGAGCAUGGAUUAGAAAUUAGGGCUGAAAUUCCAACUGGGUUUUUUGAUGAAUGUUUACCUGAUGAUUGUUUUUUUGUUGGGUUUUCCUCCAUUUUUUGGAGGGAAGCUUGGAAGUAUGGAGAAAGGGCGUUUAGGUAUUGUAAUCAUGAUGUUGGGCAUGCUAUUGCUGCUGUUGCUAUGGCAGCUGCUGGGCUUGGUUGGGAUGUUAAGUUGCUUGAUGGGUUAGGGUUUGAUGACUUGGAGAAAUUGUUGGGGCUUGAGUCUUUUCCUAAGUUGUCGAUUCCGAGUCGCCCCGUCAAGGGUAAGUUCCCUGAGAUUGAGUUUGAGCACCCGGAUUGUGUGUUGGCGGUUUUUCCACGCGGAGUAGAGGCGGGGUUUGAUGUGGAUUUCGAGGAAUUGAGCUCGAGGAUAUCGGAAUUUUCGAAGUUGGAGUGGAAGGGGGAGCCUAAUACAUUGAGUAAAGAGCAUGUAGUUUGGGAUGUGAUUUAUAGGACUUCGGAAGCAGUGAAGAAGCCGUUAUCAGUAAGUGAGAGGUUGAUGAUUGAUCCUUUCCAAUGUAGUGGUGUUUGUAGUGAUAGUUUGUAUAAGAAGUUAACACUUAGGGAGGUGGUUAGGAAGAGGAGGAGUGCGGUAGAUAUGGAUGGAGAAACUGUAAUUCAUAGAGAUACAUUUUACCAGAUUUUAUUGCAUUGUCUCCCCUCCGGAUCGAGGAGUGGAGAGAAGCAAGGCAAACAGUUGGCAUUGCCAUUUAGGGCUCUCUCCUGGGAUAGUGAAGUGCAUGCUGCUUUAUUUGUUCAUAGAGUAUCGGGUUUGCCUAAAGGUUUGUAUUUCUUGGUGAGGAAUGAAAAUCAUUUCGAUGAUCUUAGGAAAGCUAUGAGUCCAGAGUUUACGUGGAAGAGACCGGAGGGUUGCCCUGCCGAUCUUCCUCUUUAUGAACUUGCUCCUGGUGACUGUAAGGAGCUCUCGAAAAGGCUUUCAUGCCAUCAGGAUAUUGCUAGUGAUGGGUGUUUCAGUCUUGGCAUGAUAGCGCAUCUUGAGCCCACGUUGCAGGCGAAGGGUGCUUGGAUGUAUCCUCGGUUGUUCUGGGAGACUGGUGUUCUAGGACAAGUGCUUUACCUAGAGGCUCAUGCAGUGGGCAUAUCUGCCACGGGAAUUGGCUGCUUUCAUGACGAUCCUGUACACGAGGUGCUUGACCUGAAGGGAUCAAACUAUCAAAGUCUCUACCAUUUCACAGUUGGAGGUCCAGUAGUUGACAAGCGAAUAAUGAGCUUACCUGCAUAUCCAGGGCCUGAGAUUGAUGCAUAGUCAUACGGUAUGGCUGAUUGAUCUUGCUGUAGAAUGAGAAUGACAAAGACAAGCUUGGUCUACACUCGCUGCAACAAUUGUAGAUUAUAUGCAUAGAUUGUAAACAUACAUUAUACUUUUUUUUUUGACAGAAUACUAUAUACUAUUAUACAUAGAACUUGAUAUAUACUUCCUAAAUAAUACACACAUGUAAUAUUUCGUUAA